This is a messenger RNA of Gigantopelta aegis, 1314 nucleotides long. RefSeq lists its product as uncharacterized. The record is from RefSeq and is a predicted model, not a curated record. Gene Ontology annotation, molecular function: nucleic acid binding. The transcript is spliced from 10 exons. The coding region runs from base 10 to 1314 and encodes 434 amino acids. Lineage: Eukaryota; Metazoa; Mollusca; Gastropoda; Neomphalida; Peltospiridae.
CUGGGUGUCAUGGCUGCCGUCAGGUCGACUUGUCGUGUGCUGCUCUUAGUUUUUGGCGGGAUUUUACUUCUGCUGCCGGCAGUAACUGAUGGUCUUGCUGUUCUAUUUGAUGUGACAUGGGAUUCAGCAAUUAGCACGUGCCGUGAACGUGGCGGGAAACUGUAUAAUACUACGAAUACGUCUGCACUAGGUGACGUCACGCCUGGGUCAUACUGGAUUGGAGGGAAAGUUCAGUAUAGUUCGUGGAUGUGGACAGAAGAUAAAAAGCAUUUAUUUGAAUAUGCUGGAGAAAUGAAUGAGUCGUAUGCGACCUCUAAUCCUGUGUAUUCAAUCAUCUAUGAUAAUCAAGCAAGCCGCUGUUACUACGAAUGUCGACGUCAGCAACAUGACUAUAAACCGAUGUACGUUGGAUUACAGGAUAGCACGUGUUACUGUUUUGACUGGUCAAACCCAGGUAAUAUCACUACAGACAAUCGCACACAUCGUGGCUGUUUGGGCAACUUCAUGGAAUACUGCGGAACUGACAGUACAAUAAGCAUCUACCGCCCAGAGUUACUAAGGAGCUAUGCAUAUAUUACCUGGUUGUUGAGUCCUGAUGGAACCUGUGCUUAUAUAACACAAAGUUUAAACAUCAUUGUUAAAACCGAAGACAAUUGUAUGACACAAAAAGGAUAUAUAUGCAACUCUGGUUCAAGAUUGGUGAAUAACUAUCUCAACAGGGAAACAAUUCAACGUAUGGAUUGGCCAGCUUACUCCCCUGACCUCAAGCCAAUAGUGCAUGCUUGGGACAGUCUUCAGCAAAGAAUUUCUAAGCGACCACAAGCUCCUAAUACACUUCAAGAACUUGCAGACUCCUUGGAAGAAGAAUGGCACCAAAUUCCUCAAGCCGAGUUUCGUAAUUUGGUGCAAAGCUUCCCAAGGCGAUGCCGAGCAGACGCGGCGGUGUAUAUUGACAGACGUCUGGGUGCUUCCGUUGUAGUCAGAAAACGAGAAUCAGAUCACAAUAACUUCGACUUAGAAGGGAGUCUUCUCCUUGGAGGAAAUGAAGUCUUCCUGGAGCCUUCCAGUCAAGAAAAACGUGAUUCCGAAAAUGAUGCUAACACCCAUGACGUCACUCCGGUUGAGCCCAGUAUCGAUUAUGGAGACGAUUACAUUGUGAUUCCAAAAAGGAUAGCUGCAUCGAAGAUGGAGAUGGAGGAUUGGCUUUGUGGAAGGCAGCUACCUGCUUUGGUCAUCUUUUUCAUUGCCUGCAACUCCUAUGUGUGCUGGGAUCCACUGGAGGGUCACUUUUCGGCUUUGGGCAAGGAUGUUUAG